CAGAAAUUUAUUGAUCUGUGGUGCGGAAAACAAUUUUGAUUAAAAUCAGGCAGACGUCAACCAGGUGACAUUGACAAGUGGCACGUUAAUAUAAAAAUAUUUUGUGUUCAGCCUAGUGAACAUGUCGUCCCGAGUAUUGCGCAAGCUGCAAAGCGACAAAGAAAAGGAACUUAUGGAUAGCGAAGUUUUGUCGGAUAUCGAGACGGACACCCCUGUCGGCGGCGCACGGCGUCGGCAGCUGAAUAUAAACCGCUACGACUUAUUAAACCAACAUUCCCACUCUGAGAGUGAAGUAAAAGAGGACGACAAUGAAACCGAGGCGGCAAAGUCUUGUGAGGGUAAUCCCGUGCACGAGUCGAUAAAGAAAAAGCGCAAGAAGAGGAAAAAAAAGUCUGGCAAGCACGUCAGCACACACAGAAGCAGCGAAGACAACGCUGAUAUGGACGAGGUGGAAAGAUCCGUACGAGAAGUAAACAGGUUACUGGGCGAAAACAUAGCGUCGUCCGUGGCCACUCAAUCUAGUCACAAACAGGAUAAGGCCUGCAAGAAAACUAUACUUUCUGUGCAGCACAAACACUUGAACCCUAACAAUGAGUUGAAACGGAUAUUCGGGUCCAAAAUUAUACAAUCUGAGCAUAAACGUAAGAACCGGAGCAGUUCAAGGGGGCAUGUGAAAACCACAUGGUUGGUGACUUGCAAAGAGAAUUGGCCGCAGGUGGGCAAGUCAGGCUUGUCAAUGUCUCUGAUCGAGACAAAAAAUAGCUUGCAGUACUUUGCAUACGAACACAGUCAGAGCUAUUGGCAGGUGGAAACGCGGUUUUUGCAAGCCGUGGAGAGUUUAAACCCCGAUAACAUAGUCGCGAUUAUAAACGAGCACCCCUACCAUGUGAACGCUCUCAUUCAACUCUCAGACUUGUGCAAACUGAGCGAAGACUUGGCCAUGGCGGCCGAGCUUAUCGAACGCGCUCUCUAUUGUCUGGAGUAUGCUUUUCAUCCCCUCUUUAACCUGGCCCAAGGGACUUGCAGGUUGGACUAUCGGCGGCAGGAAAAUAGGGCCCUUUACAUCACAUUAUUCAAACACCUGACCUUCUUGGGGGGCCGGGCUUGUUCCCGCACGUCGCUCGAGUUUUGCAAGCUGCUGCUGUCGCUCGAUCCCGACAAAGACCCGAUCGGUAUCAAACUGGCCAUAGAUUUCUACGCGCUACGGGCGAAAGAGUACCAGUGGCUCGUCGACUUCGUCACGGAGCUGGACGCCACCCACUAUCUGACGCAGCUGCCGAAUUUCGCGUUCUCGUUGGCGGUGGCGUAUUUCUACGUGGGCGACGUCGUCAGAGCUGACGGAAUGUUGCAAGACGCGCUGCUAAUGUUCCCCGGCGUGUUGCUGCCGUUGCUCGAUGCGUGCUCGGUACAGGUCGACGAUCGAGUCGCCAAGCAUGCGUUUUUCAACGGAGCCACGGAGAAAAGCUUUCCGAUGUCGCUAACUCAGCUGACCAAUCUGUACGUCCACCGCGGCUAUCAUAUAUGGAAAGAUAGCGACCUGCUGCCGUGGUUAGAAAAGAACGUUCACGAGGUGCUCGACAGGGUGGAGAGAAACGAACCAGUCGUGGCGGACUACAAGGAAAAGAGGGCGCGGAGAUAUGCGGGGCCAUUGCCGUUGAGCAUCUCGCGGCAUAUCAUCCUGUCCGACGACGUCAAGGGGAUAUCGCCGUUCACUGAAGAAUCCGGACCCAUAAUGAGGUUCGAUCCGCUCCCGCCUCCGGAUUCGAUCAAUUUGUACAGCAGGCCCCAAAGACCGACCACGGUGGUCAACACCAGCGCCAACCCUUUGGCGAUGUUUUUGGGUUCGCUGCUGCCAGAUUUCAACCCGAACCAGAUCAGGAUGAUCGAGGGGGAACCGGACGAAGGAGCGGGGCAAGCGAACGAGGACAGGGUACAAAAUAACGUCGAUCUCAGACAGAGCGUCGCCUCGUUGGUGGACGCGAUGAGGGAUCUGCUGAAUAUUUAUCGGCCGGACGUCCCGAACGACGCGGACGUCGAUGAAAAUGACGACUCGGCAGACGACGAUAUGACUUAAGGCGCGCUUCCCGCUCUAUCGGUGUUGUUAUUAAGUGAACGUUUUGAAUGUAUUAAGAAAGUUAUUUAAAGAAACAAAGCUUUAUUAUAACCCUGCCAGGUGGUUUUAUUUUAUCGCGGGAACCUGUGGAUGCAAUGGAAACCUCAAACUUUUGUUUUUGUUUAUUUUUAUUAGUAAUGAAUAAUAACUUAAUAUUUGUGCCUCUGUGUAGUUUUAUAAAAAGAAUAUAUUUGAACGACGAGGAUAAUGAAGAAGUCAAUGUAAUUGAAAACAUUGAAAAUUUGAAAUUGAAAUCUGAUGCCCCUUAUUAAUAAACAGUUUAAAUAUGUAUAUUUGAAAUUGAUAAUUAUCCCAAAAACUUAAUUAAUAAUAUGUUUAGACAGAAAAAUACUUAUUGAUAAAAAUGAAACCAUGGAUGCUGAGGCCGGGGUUCCACAGGGUUCUGUCUUGGGGCCGACAUUGUGGAACGUCCUAUAUGACGGCGUAUUAAACUUAGAACUUACUAGGGAUGCCGUGACCAUCGGAUUUGCCGAUGACCUGGCGCUUGUCGGCGCGGACUCUGACUAGGUGCUCAUGAGCAACACAAAUGAGUGUCUGGAGAGAAUAAGCUCUUGGAUGAAAACGCACAAACUCAUUUUAGCACCAGACAAGACAGAGGCAGUCAUUUUGAGGGGAAGACGUAAGCGAGAUCACAUAGCCUUCAACUUGGAAGGAGCGAGGGUGAUCCCUUCUAAAACAGUGAAAUACUUAGGCAUAACCAUAGACAGCAGAGGAAGUUUCAGAAAACAUAUUGACUGCGUAACUGUGAAAGCAGAAGCAAAAAUAUCCAGCUUAGUCAGAAUUAUGCCUAAUGUAAGAGGACACAAGAGCGAAAAAAGAGCAGUACUGUGCAGCGCUAUGCACAACAUUAUUCUGUAUGGUGCUCCGGUCUGGAGCGAAGUGCUAACAGUCAAGAAAUACAAAUGUCAGGUAGAAAGAACACAAAGAAAAAUGCUUUUGCGCGUGACAUCAUCUUACAAAACUGUAUCCCUAAAAGCACUGCAGGUUGUUGCAGGAGUACUACCAAUUGAUUUGAUGGUCAAUGAACGAAAGCACAUCUAGAAACUCAAAGGCGGAGACCCACAAAACAAAAAGGCUACUGCACGCGAAAAUGCACUAGAUAUCUGGCAACAAAGGUGGCAAAACGAGACUCUAAAGGCCCAAUGGACCAAAAAGCCCAUACCGAACCUGAAAAUGUGGCUAGAUUGCAAACAUCGUAGUACAGAUUACUACUUAACACAAGCCCUAAACGGCUGUAUUAGAGUUUACGCUAAGAGAUUUGGCAAGGAACACACGGACCGCUGCUCCGAGGUUGAUACCGCCCAACACACCCUGUUCGAGUGUUCGAAAUGGAGAGAGCUAAGGGAGGAAACAUAUGGUGCAAUAGGCUGUGCGCUAGAUCUAGAUUCCUUUGUACCGAAGAUGGUGGAAAACGCGGAAAAUUGGCGGGUUGUGAAAGAUAUGGUAAGAAGAAUUUUGAGCGAAAAAGAGAGAGACGAACUUGAAAGACAAAAACAAACAAACACUGCUGGUUGCUCCUGAAGAUAUGUCGACGACGGUUCCGGGUGUAACGACUGGAGCAACAGAGGGUUUUAGUGGGUAGUCCGAAACUUCGGAGAGUCCCACACUACCACGACGCAAACCGCCAAGCGCGUGGUGUGCAUAAAGCAUUUCCUCCUCAAAAAAAAAAAUAUCUUUAGUAUACGUGACAACAAAUUUUAUAACAAAUAAACUAAACAAAAUCAAAAUCCUAAAAGCAAAUAUAUAUCGCUACCAUAUGUACCUGGUUUAUUAGAAAAACUCAAAACCAUUUUCAAAGAACACAAAAUGCAAAUAGGACACAAAGGUUAUAAUUUACAAAAAACAUUUCUUCACUAAACUUGAAGCAAAAAUUCCGAAUGAAAAAAGUAAUACGUUAUAUGCAAUUCCAUGCUCUAAUUGCGACAGUACGUAUAUUGGACAAACAAUCUAAUAUUUAAAAAAUAACAUCAAUGGGCAGAAGUAUGACAAAAAAAAAAUAGCUCUUCAUACCCAUUGUGACAAGAACAAACAUUUAAUUUUCAAAAAGUUAAAAUCCU
This is a messenger RNA of Cylas formicarius (sweet potato weevil), 4191 nucleotides long. It is a transcript of the gene Nulp1, whose product is annotated as ribosome quality control complex subunit TCF25. Gene Ontology annotation, cellular component: RQC complex. Lineage: Eukaryota; Metazoa; Arthropoda; Insecta; Coleoptera; Brentidae. The coding region runs from base 122 to 2074 and encodes 650 amino acids. The record is from RefSeq and is a predicted model, not a curated record. The transcript has 8 exons.